AGGCGGCGACGCUUGUCGCAAAGGCGGCCGCCGAAAAGCGCGGGAGGCAGAAAAAAAUGUCUUAUUCCUUUCGUCGGCAGUUGAUAUUCACUAAUUCUUGUUAAGAAGGCGCGGGCGGCGUCUGCGCGCUGUCUACUUGCGAAACGUGCGUGUAUGCGUCGGAUUUUAUCGUCGAGAGCUGAAGAUGUCGGUGAAAGCGCGCAGCAAGAUAAUCAAAAGCUUCCAAAUUAGAGGGUUCACGCUUCGCAGUGAGGCUAGCAAGUUCCUGUUAGAAGCCUUGACGCCGUUGGACGAGGAUCGCCAAGAUUUGUGGUUGAAACGUCUGCUAGACUCGCUUCAGGCACAACGCAUCAACGGGCCGUUCCUCACCAAGGACGAUGUUCUUGGCUGCAUCCGCGAGUUUGAACGGUCCGACAACGAUGGCACCGAUGUCCGUCUUCUGGUGGCUGACGCAUUCAGCCUUGCACCGCUCACUUACUGUCAGGAGCGGCGCAAGUUCGUGCCUCGCGAGUUGGCAGGCCACAGUGGGCCUCCGCGGCUGUUUGGUGAUGCGGGGGCCAAGGCGUUUUUCUUCCGCGAGCGUUAUCAGCUGGUGCUGCAGAAGACUGCACGCCACCACUGCUUUUCGUCGAGGUCACGCCUGCCCGCUGCCUCGGGCUUCGACCUGCGCCCCAUCGAGCACCUCCUGGGCACCACGGGCGAGCGCGUAGUCGUGCUCGGCAUGCUGUGCCAGCUCGAAGAGGGCAACUACUUUCUUGAGGACACAACUGGCUCUGUAAAGAUUGACACUUCUGGUACUAAGUUCACAGCCGACCUGUUUGUGGAGAACAGCUUUGUUCUGGCCGAGGGCUGCUACGAAGACAUGGCCUUCCAUGUUGAUGCCAUGGGCCUGCCUCCCAUCGAGCCAGCUUCAGAGACGCUGAAGUACAUGGGCGGAGCCAGCAUGUUUGACAUGUUUCCCGAGAAGUUACGGACUCAACUGGAGUUGAGUGAUGUGCCGGACAAUGCCCUGUUUGUGCUCCUCUCCGAUGUUUGGCUAGACCAACCUAAGGUUCUGUCACACCUGCGUGUGCUGUUCACCGGCUUCGCACAGGGUGCCCCCGCCUGCUUUGUGCUGGCAGGAAACUUCCUGUCACGUUCCACGGGCCUCCAGAAAGAUCGGGCGCUGCUCAAAGAGGGAUUCAAGGCACUGGCUGAAAUGCUCAACGAGUUUCCACUCCUAGUCAAGCACUCCCGGUUCAUCUUCGUCCCAGGACCCAGGGACCCGGGCCUCUCUAACGUGCUGCCCAGGCCAGGCCUGCCCCACCAGGUGACGGAGCCUCUGCGCUCUCGCGGUGGUAACGAAGCCGAGAGUGCACUGGCCGAGCGGUGUCACUGGGCGAGCAACCCGUGCAGGCUGCUGUACUGUGGACGCCAGGUGGUGCUGUGGCGACAGGAUGGCCUCGCCAAGGCCUGCCGCAACGCCGUGCAUCGACCCUGGGACAAGACGGGCCUCGACCUCGCUCAAGUGUACACACGGAGCCUGGCCGCCAAUGCACACCUGAGCCCAGUGUCGCCUGCAGUAACGCCCAUCUACUGGGAGUGGGACUUUGCUCUCUGGCUGCACCCACUGCCAGACGCAGCGGUCUGCUUUGACGCCUGUGAUGCAUUCACCGUCGAACAUGCAGGAUGUGUCUUCUUCAACCCCGGUUCAUUUCCAAAGACAGACUAUGGCUUCAAGGUUUACUACCCUGCCUUCAAGAAGGUUGAAGACAGCCAGAUUGGGAACGUCGCAGAGUGAUUAACCUUGCAGAUGAGCUUCAUCUCGCUCAUCUUUACUAUCUACCUGCAGAAACUGGUGAUUGUUGCUUCCCAAACAGCACCAAUUUGGUCUUGGGGCAAUUGGUGGAAGUCGUAUGGAUUCGUAAUGUUUACCAACAAGAUGUUGGGUAUGCGUGUGUGUGGGAGUGUAGGGAAGAGGUGGGGUCGUGAGGGUGUAUGUAGUGUCGCUAGCGCCACCUAGGCAUGUUAAUGGAAAACUACUGGGAGCAGUGACGCACGACGGCAUGGCACACCAUGUGCCACUUAGGUUCUAAAGCAAGAAAUAAACAGUGAUUGCAUAGAAGCGCGAUGCAGGGACCACCGUAAUUUGUUUGAAGACGCCAUUUUCGAGCUCCGAGCAGGGUAUGAAAGAAGCCUGGGUGCAGGCGAAGAAGUCUGCUGUACAGGAGUGAAUGAAUCCUGGUGUGACUCUGGCCUUUCCUCUUUCACACAUGGUCAGGAACAGGGUCCUGGCACGUCCCUAACCGUUUCCAAUGAUGUGUUAUGCCCGGGCCACUAGCCAUACUCGCUGCACAUGUGUACGCAGGCAGCUGUGUCUUGGCACAUCUCUGACCACUCACGUUGCUUGCUCGCCUCUUGGUGUUGUCACUGAAAUGGCACCUCCCCUUUAAGGAGACGCACUCUGCCUUGUUGCUCAUUUAUCUUUGUUGUUUUCCCCUCAUCUUCGAGCAUGCGAGCACAACAGCUUCUACUCGCAGCAAAGUGGUGGAGGUGAGGGGUAAACAUGGGGAGCGAGAAGCUGUCGCAAAGGCAGUCAUAGCAAUGCCCAUUGUGUUCAGGUUAAGGCACAUGUCAGGGAAACACCCAUCGAUCCCAAGAGUAAGUGGUGCAGCAAAGAAUCUGAAGAUGAACCACAGAGCUUAAUUAAAUGAGCUAUUCAAAUACCUCUUCUAAUUGGCAGCAAAGGAAAAUAGGAAGCAUCAAUGAGCAUUGAUGAAAAUUGUGUACUAGGGAACCGGGUAAUUAAAAUCGCCAUAAAAAUGAGGUAGACAACACAGCCAAUAAUGAGGUUGUGUGACAGGGGCAUAGCCAGGAAGGGGGGGGUUCAAAGCCCCGACCCCCAAAAAGGUUCAAUUUUGCUUUUGUAUACACCUAAACCUUGAUAUAACGAACACGGAUAUAAAGAAUUAAAUGAAGAAUAGCCUCGGUAAUAGAUACAGUGGUUCGAAUAUACGCUUAUAACAAAUUUUUGGAUAUAGCAAAGUUAUUUUCUUGUCAAAUGUGAGUUUGUUAUAAUAAGGUUUAAGUGUAUAUACACGCACGCACACAAACACACGCAUGAGCAUAUACAGUCAAACCUCGUUAAUACGUACCCGCUUUAAACGUACUAACGGUUAAAACGUAGUUGCGACGAAUCCCCGACCGAGUCCCAUAGAGCCCAAUGCAUUCGCUGACCGCUUAAGCCGUAGUGGUUCGCCCUAUGCCUACCGGUUAGUGCGUACCCUGCGUACCGCGAUAACUUUCUGUGCCAUAAAAUUUUACUGCGCCGCUCAACUUCCCGACGCCAGAAUGUGCCGCCAAAGAUCUUCCGCCUUUUUUAGAAGUGCGCAGAUCAGUCGAUCCCCGAUUCCGACUUCCGCGCGAUUGCGGCGACGCCUUUGCGGGUAAGCAUCGGGAAAGAACGAAGGCGAGGUGGCGGCCACCGACGAACGCGCCGACAUGACUUAUCGCCGACAACCUUAUCACAAUAAGU
Molecule: messenger RNA, 3514 nt
Organism: Rhipicephalus sanguineus (brown dog tick)
Lineage: Eukaryota; Metazoa; Arthropoda; Arachnida; Ixodida; Ixodidae
Gene: DNApol-epsilon58
Product: DNA polymerase epsilon subunit 2
Exons: 11
Coding region: 185-1780 (531 amino acids)
Biological process (GO): DNA-templated DNA replication; error-prone translesion synthesis
Cellular component (GO): epsilon DNA polymerase complex
Molecular function (GO): DNA binding
Source: RefSeq, a predicted model, not a curated record